Stomoxys calcitrans (stable fly) is the source of this 2165-nucleotide messenger RNA. Its product is annotated as transmembrane protein 181. The coding region runs from base 238 to 1863 and encodes 541 amino acids. The transcript is spliced from 8 exons. Lineage: Eukaryota; Metazoa; Arthropoda; Insecta; Diptera; Muscidae. Gene Ontology annotation, molecular function: toxic substance binding. The record is from RefSeq and is a predicted model, not a curated record.
AAAUUAAGAAAAUUAAAAACAGUCCAAUUUUUAAGGACUAACAAGACAUUUUCUGCUACAUAGUAUUGAUAAACUCACUCAGUUUGUUAGAUAAUCCUUUACUUUUUGGCACUGCACAUUGCCUUAAUCCUUUCGCUAUUUUGGUCAAGGGGCAUUGUAGUACCCAACAUAUGAAAAAAUAGAAAUCCAUACACAGACGACACUACAAGAACAACAGUAACUACAUCAACCAACAAAAUGGCCAAACCACCCUCCGAUACCAAUGGUCUGGGCUAUGCCUACCACUUGCCCUCGGGCGGCCUAUUGUUGCGCCUAAAGAACUCCUUAUCACAAUUUAGCGAUUUAUUCAGUGAAUUCAAUAAAUACAUAGCACCUGCAUAUCAUCAUGAUCGCUGUGAACGCUCCGUCCACAUGCGUUUGUACUCGAUGCAUAAGCGUGAAUUUGUUAUGGUCUUUUUGGGUUUUUUCACCUGCUUUGGCCUGGGCAUAAUCAUAGGCCUGACGGGACCACCGAUAACCAGCACAACUGAAAUAACCGCCAAAACCAUAUUGAAUCGCACCAGUUUGGCUAACUCAUCGAAUGUUUUGGCCACCGGACCGUUUGCCAUGAAAUCGCCCUUGAUGACAACGUAUUCGCAGCAGCUGUGGCUGAUUGCUAAACUGGUGACGAACAACAAUGACGACGAGAAAUACGACAAACGAUUUUAUGUCAGCGUUGCAAUCGAUGGCAUUACUGAACAGCACAAACCCCUGAGUAUACUCUCCUCCACCAAUCUGCACAAUCGAACCAGACAUUUGUCCUGUAUACGAAACGAUUGUGAGGAAUUCACUGUUAUGCAUUUGGGAUUUUUGGAAUAUGCCCAUUAUAUAAUUACCGUAAGAUUUUUCGGCUUGGAAUCAUUUCAUCAGAAAUAUAAUAUAACUGGAAUAACAUUCUAUUUCAAAACCUACAGUCCAGAAUUUACCCAAAUUGAAAUAUGGUUCCGUUUUAUAUUUCUUCUAUUUGCCUUUAUUGUUAUAUGCUGGUAUGCCCACAGUUUGAGAAAAUAUCCCAUAUAUGAUUGGUCAAUAGAACAAAAAUGGAUUUCGGUUCUGCUUCCUUUGUUGUUGUUAUACGAUAAUCCUUUCUUCCCUUUGAUUUUCCUUAUGAACUCAUGGCUGCCCGGAAUGUUGGAUGCCGUUCUGCAGGCUACAUUUUUAUGUGCCCUUCUUAUGUUUUGGCUAUGUAUUUACCAUGGAUUGCGACAGAAUGAACGAAGAUUCUUGAGAUUUUAUUUGCCAAAACUUAUUGUGGUAAUGCCCAUAUGGUUGUGUGCCAUAGUCUUGGCCACAUGGGAGAAAUGCAACGAAUUGAAGGAUCCUACCUAUAGUCAUUUUGUGGAUACAAAAAAUUAUAAUGGGUUUAAAAUGUUUUUCUACAUUGCGGGCUGCAUGUACAUGUUAUACUUGGCCAUGUUAAUAUUGCGGGCAUAUACAGAACUUAGAUCAAUGCCAUUUUUUGAUAUGCGUUUGAAAUUCCUCACUCUUCUAAUGCUAUUCGUAAUAUCCAUAACGGUUACCGUGACCACAUGUCGCUUUGGUUUUGGCAUUUUGGAGGAUAACUUUGUGGCAACUCUAAAUACCACAUAUCGCAGUUCAGCUCAGUUUAUGUGUUUCUAUGGUCUAUUAAAUUUCUAUUUAUUCACCAUGGCUUACGUUUAUGCUCCAAAUGGUCGAUUUUCCCAAGCCGAAAUAUCUGUUACCAAGGAUAAUCCUGCUUUCUCAAUGAUUAACGAUUCCGAUGAAGAAGUUGUCUAUGGUUCAGAGGAUGAAUCGCGACGUCCUCUAACUGUAGCGGGUAAAAACGAUUAUGAUAGUGAUUAGUUACAUAUUUGAAAAUCAAAUAUGGCAAAGAAACACAAAUCCCACAAAUCUCCCUAAUGUAAUCCUAAAUCUAUCUAUGUUUUCAAUUUAGAAAUUGUAUGUAGGCUAUCUCUAUCUCCCCUUUCCCUAUUUCUCUUAGUAUAAACUUGUAUAACCAUAAGUUUCUCUACCCAUGUUUAAUAUUUCUUCUCUUUUAAUCUAAAAGUUGUACAGUUAUUUUUAAAAUUGGUUUUAAAGUUCUUGUUUUUAUCAAAUUAAACCGAAAUCCGAGUUUUUAUCGCAUACAUUGCUGUAAUAGUUAA